AACCAAGCAGCACAACACGAAAAUCAAGCCCUUCUCUUACUCUCUUUAUCCCCACUUCAUUCAACUCACAUAUUCAUAUGUAGGAUUUGCUGCACCGAGCAUUCAAGGAUGUAUGCAUUCCAGCUGUAGCAAAUGUUAAAGUCUGGUGCUUCAUAACUUCAUGUAUAGCCAUACAAUCUCGGUGAUUUAUCUCAUCAAGCUCGUCAAUACAAACAACACCUCUAUCAGCAAAAACCAUGGCAUCAAUCUCCAGUAUUCUUUCUCCUGUUCUAACUAAAAAACAAUGCCAAUUUUCAGUAAAUAUAGCUUUGGAAAGAAUUUGUGUUUAUAGUGAGAGUGUGAAUAUGGAACUACAAAUUGCUCAUGUUAACCUCCGACCCAUGGCAACACCAAUUGCUCAAAAAUCCAAUAUCACGGCAACGUUCCCUUCUUCAAAUAGCCAAUGGAAGGCUAUCAAGCAAGCAGGAAGCUCAGCUAAUACUCCAAAAGGAGGUGAAACACCGACGAUUGAUGCGAAGAAAGUGCUCGAUUUUACUGAAUCUGGAUUGCCUGAAGAACCAGGAGAUGAAAUCAGAAUUGAGCAACAGGCUAAACCUACCUAUGCGGAAAUUCUUACAUCCACGGAGGUACAAACAAAUCUCAGUUUCUAUCAAUUUGAAGAAAUAAAUGGAAAAAGGAUUGCUAUGUUUACUGACGAGGAUGUGAUUGAGGAAAAAGGACUCUGGGAUAAUGCGGUUAUCUGCUACAUCCUAGGAGCAAAUCCAGCUCUGGAAAUCGUAAAAGGAUUUAUCGCCAGGAUCUGGAAGGGUUAUACAGUGGAUGAUGUGAGUUUCCAUAAAGAGGGCCAAUAUAUUGUAAUGUUUCAGAAACCUGAAGAUAGAGAUGAAAUUGUGAAAAGGAAAUACUACUAUUUUGACAAUAAAUCGAUGUUAGUACAGAGAUGGAGCCCUGGGAAACAGCUGAAUAUCCAGGAACUGAGUGAUGUCCCAAUCUGGGUCCAAUUUCCUAACCUUGAUAUGAGGUAUUGGAGUUUAUCAGGCCUGGGAAAACUGGGAAGUAUAUUGGGUAAACCUAUCAAAAGGGACAGAGCUACUGCAACCAGAGCAAAAUGGAGUUAUGCAAGGAUACAAAUUGAGGUGCAAGUUCAACAGGAGUUCCCUGACCUAAUUCACUAUGUUGAUAAGGAUGAUAGAGUGGUAACCCAGGAGGUGGUUUAUGAAUGGAGGCCCUCAAUCUGCUCUAAGUGUGGGAAACUAGGUCACCUAGGCUCACAGUGUAGGAAGAAAGAGGGGAAACAGGAAAGGAAUAUCACGAGGAAAGUAUGGCGCCCAAAGGAAAAGGAAGGAGAAAAGAAGGAAAUGAAUACCCCUGUGCAAGUACACCAUGAAAAGGGCACUGAAAUGCCUAUUGAAGAAAAGGAACCCGUGGAGGAUGAAGAAGGAUUUCAAGUUGUAACUGGGAAAAAGAGACAUAAUACCAAAACCAAAGUACUGAAUGAAGGUGUGUCAGACCAUUCACCUUUACUCAUUAAAGAAACCAACUGCCCGAAGAGAGGAGGAUGGUUCAGGUUCUGCAAUAUGUGGAUGGAAGACCCCAAAUUUAUACAAAUCUUGCAGAAUGAAUGGAAAGAGGAUCUGAAUCAAAGGAGCAUGUAUCAAAUUGUUCAGAAUUCAAAAAGAAUGAAGGUGUCAUUAAGGAAGCUUCACAAAGACAAAUAUAGAAGUAUCCACCAGAGGGUAGAUGAUAUUAGAGAUGAGUUGAUGGAAAUUCAAGGGAGGAUUAGGCUCCAUUCUGAUCAAACCUUAAUCAAUAAAGAAAGGGAUAUGAGAAAACAAAUGAAUGAGGUCAUUAAGGCAUCUCGGCAGCUGAAAUGUCAACAAGUCAAACUUGAAUGGAUCACAGCGGGUGACAAGGGGUCCAAAAUGUUCUUUGCCUGGGCCAAGAAGAGGCAACUUAAUAAUUAUAUCAUGAGUAUUAAUGAUGAUGGGAGGGAAGUGGAAGGAACAGAAGCAAUAGCAGGAGUUCUUGAAGGUUUCUACAUCAAAAUGCUCGGAACCACCAUCUCCACUAAAGAGAUUGAUAGGGGGAUAAUUGAAUCAGGAAGGACCCUAACUAUUGAGCAGCAGUUAACAUUAGUGAAGGAGUUCCAGGCAGAACAGGUGAUAUCAAAGAUGAUCUGCACCAGACUAAAGGAAGUGGUGCCUCAUAUUGUAAAUCUGAACCAGUCUGCCUUUGUAAAGGGAAGAGAAUUGCUCCACAAUGUAUUAUUGUGCCAAGAAUUGGCCAAAGGAUACAAGAGGAAAGGAGUGACACCCAGAUAUUGCAAAUCUGUUAGCUGUAUUAUGAAUGCUUUGGAGGAGUUUCAGCUAACCACUGGGCUAAGGAUAAAUAGGAGCAAAUCUGAAGUUGUGUUUGGGGGAAUAAGCCACGAAACUGAACACAAGCUACUGGAAAUAACUAAUAUGAAGGAAGCCAUUAUGAAACUUAACUGGGACAUAGCUGACAAGAAAGGCAUCUUAUGGGUUAGGUGGAUACAUGCGAGAUACAUUAAAGGGGAUGACUUCUGGAGCUACAAGCCUAAACAAGACUCAUGCCAUUAUUGGAAGGAAAUGACGAGGGUUAAGGAGAAGUUUACUAGUAUGCCUGCAAACCUACCUUAUACCAUAAAUAGAGGGACUUCAAUAUGCAAAGCUAUGAGGGAUCUGUUGAAGGUUUUGGGAGGGCAGUGCAUAAGAUACAAGGAGGGAAACAAAGGAAAAAGUGGAUUGCGGUAUGGGCUACUUGUGUUUAUCAAAUCUGGAGGUGGAGGAAUGCCAAAAUGCACCAGCAAAGAGGAGAUACUGGGAUGCCUACUCAACAAGCUAUAGCUUAUAUAAGAAACUACUUAGAAUAUA
This is a messenger RNA of Cuscuta campestris, 2894 nucleotides long. Lineage: Eukaryota; Viridiplantae; Streptophyta; Magnoliopsida; Solanales; Convolvulaceae. The record is from the annotation of a GenBank genome assembly.